Coniophora puteana RWD-64-598 SS2 is the source of this 2322-nucleotide messenger RNA. Its product is annotated as OPT oligopeptide transporter. Lineage: Eukaryota; Fungi; Basidiomycota; Agaricomycetes; Boletales; Coniophoraceae. The transcript is spliced from 17 exons. The record is from RefSeq and is a predicted model, not a curated record. Bases 1 to 2322 code for a protein of 773 amino acids. Gene Ontology annotation, biological process: transmembrane transport. Gene Ontology annotation, molecular function: oligopeptide transmembrane transporter activity.
AUGUCGACUUCCCUCAUGCCUGCAGACUCUGUCGAGACCAAGGACUCCACGGCAAACCGACAGUCCCUCACGCCGACGGAUGAAAAGUCAACUUACAGUCAGGCCGACGUGGAAGCGUCCGUCGUCGAACAGGCCGCCGACGAGGAGGUUGUUUUACAUGAUGAGAGGGACAUCGUCACACACAUCAUCAGUGUCGAGGACGACCCAAGUCUCAAUCCAUGGACGGUACGGUCGAUGAUCAUAGGUCUGGGUCUUUCGGCGUUUGGAGGAGUGUUAGCCCAGAUUUACUACUUCAAACCGCAAACGAUUCUCGUCUCGCUGAUGUUCCUGGGCGUCAUCUCCUACGUCCUCGGGAUCUUUAUGGCGAGCUUCAUACCUCGCAAAGGUCUCUUCCGCUACCUCAACCCGGCAAGCCCCUUUCCCGAUCAGUUUACUUCUCAUUCUAACAUUUUUGUGGUGUUCUCUGCCAACUCUGCCCUUGCCACCGAGGUCCUCGCCGUGCAGCGUCUGUACUACAACAUCACGCCCAACGCGGAUGCCUCCAUCUUCCUUUUAUUUGCGAGCCAGCUUCUGGGAUAUGGUAUCAGUGGCUUGAUGCGAUCUAUCUUGCUCUACCCGUCAAAGAUGCUGUACCCUGGCGUUCUCCCACUCAUCUCCAUGUUCGAUGCGCUAUUCCAAGGAGGCAUUUCGGCACGAAAGAAGCUUCGCGUGUUCACAAUCGUAUUUUGGGUGAUCUUUAUCUGGGAACUGUUCCCUGAGUGGAUAUUCCCGCUCAUCACGGGCUUCUCGAUCAUCUGCCUGGCUGUACCCAACAACGCGGCAGUAUCGCGUCUGUUUGGGGGAAGUAACGGCAACGAGGGUCUCGGAGUGUUGUCGAUUUGCCUCGAUUGGCAGUACAUCUCUGGGGGCGUUAAUCCGAUGGUGAUCCCACUGAAGGCGCAGCUAUCGAAUUUUAUCGGGUACAUUCUCUGCCUAUCCGUCUUCUCUGGCGUGUACUACAUGAACAUCUGGAAAGCCCAAAACUUUCCUUUCCUUUCACAGCUCCUCUUCUAUGAAAACGGCACGCCAUACAACCAAACUCUUAUCCUCAACGCGAACUACGAGGUCGACCCCGCGCUCUUGGCGGAGCAAGGCCUCCCGUGGUACGCUGCGACAUGGGUCGUUGCGCUCAUCGCGACCAACCUGGGGCUCGGCGCGACGUUCACCCAUCUCCUACUGUUCAACUACAAGGAUAUGAGCCUGGCGUGGAGCUGGGCUAGCCCCACGAAUAUUCGCAAGUCGUUGGGCGCUGCCAUGUUUUGGAGGCCUAGAGAGGCGAAAGAGGAGAUGUCGAAGGAGGAGCUGGAGGCGCUGGAUCCACAUUAUCGAGAGAUGCUCAAGUAUCCGGAAGCCCCCAACAGCUGGUACUUGGCCAUUUUGAUAAUAUCGGUCAUUAUAUCAUUGGUAGUGAUCUACAAGUCUGACUCUACUCUGCCAUGGUGGUCCUAUGUGAUUUCUGUUUUGCUUGCGAGCGUCGCCAUCCUCUUCUUUGGUGCACUUUAUGCCAUCACUGGUCUUCAGUUUGUCAUUCAAGGGUUUGUCCAAAUGAUCGGAGGAUUCAUCAACCCCGGAAAGCCUAUGGCAAACAUGUAUUUUGUCUUGUUCAGCUACAAUUCCGUGCUGCAAUCCCAGCUGCUCCUCCGCGACUUGAAGAUAGCCCAAUACGCAAAGCUACCUCCCCGAGCCGCCUUCACAGCCCAAACUAUCGGCACACUGCUCGGCGCCGUGUUGAACUACAUUUUAAUGAACUCAAUCAUCGACAACCAACGUGACAUUCUGCUCUCCGUACAAGGCACCAACAUUUGGUCCGGCCAACAGGCUCAGCAGUACAACUCCCAGGCGAUCGCAUGGGGCGGGCUCAGCCACCAGCUAUUCGCAGUCGGGCAGCGCUACCAGUGGGUCGCAUGGUCGUACGUCAUAGGCUUGUUCGUACCCGUUCCGUUCUGGGUCGCGCAUAAGUUGUGGCCCCGGCUGAGGUCGGAUUACUUGUAUACUCCGGUCAUAUGCUACUACAUCGGAUACCUAUGCGUCGGCAUCAACUCGUCUAUCCUGUCAUAUUUCACUGUCGGGUUCCUGUCUCAGUGGUGGUUGCGUACUCGCCACCCGAAGUGGUUCAACAAAUACAACUAUAUCAUUGGUGCUGCUCUCGACGGUGGUACGCAGGUGAUGGUGUUCAUUCUCUCGUUCGCAGUCCAAGGUGCAGCGGGUGAAUCGUACCUGUUCAAGCAAUGGUGGGGCGCGAAUCAGCUUGGUAAUUACGAUUAUUGCAAGUCCUUAAACUGA